Marchantia polymorpha subsp. ruderalis is the source of this 3245-nucleotide messenger RNA. The record is from the annotation of a GenBank genome assembly. NCBI's taxonomy places the organism in Eukaryota, Viridiplantae, Streptophyta, Marchantiopsida, Marchantiales, Marchantiaceae.
AUGCAACGCCCUUCUUCUAGGCCCUCUCGGACUCGCAAUGUCUUUCUCGUGAGGAGCAGUCGAAAGGUGCUCUCUCAAGGAAGCAAGAGCAGCUCCUCGGAGCCCGUCGCACAGAGCGAGGCAGGUGCGAAUUCCGCAGCGGAGACAGCAAGUUCUGCCUGACGAAAUCAACGCCUUGAAAACCGAAUACUGUCGAGAGUCGAUGAUGAGACACGACAGAUAUUGGCACAGAGUGUGAUCCUCCGUGCGGCCAUUCCUUUCACCAGCAUGCGAUACCUCGCCAUCGCUCAGCAUCGGGAGAUAGUGCUCUUGACUCGACUCCGGUGUUAGAUACAAGCUGGCCUCUUCUUCUCUUAUCGGUUAAGCCAACAGGCGGAGACCGAGGCAGGCUCCAACAUGUAUAACAAGUGGGGAGGAUCAGUGGUUCAGGUAGAUGGCACCGUUUCUGAUGAUGACAUUCGAAGUAACGCGGACAUGGACAGGGCUUCAGUUAAAAGCUUGGAAGAAACGCAACAAAGCUGGCUACUUGGAGCUGGGGAGCCAAAGAAGAAGAAAGGGAUCGAUUUGGGAUGCAUGAUCAUCAGUCGCAGAGCUUGUUGCGUGCUAGUGUGUUUGUUUGUGUUCUGUGGUUUCGUGGCUGGUCUCACUGUCCUUCUCGUCAAGACGUUACCGAAGAAGGACAACCAUGGACCUGUCGCCGAUAACUACACCCAGGCGCUACAUCUAGCUCUCCGGUUCUUCAAUGCUCAAAAAUCCGGGAAAUUACCGAAAUCUAACAACAUAUCUUGGAGAGGCGAUUCCGGCUUGAAAGAUGGCCAAGGACAGAUUAUCGGCCCAGGGCAAAAGCGCGAUCUGUCAGGAGGAUACUACGACGCCGGCGAUAACAUCAAGUUCACCUAUCCGACGGCGUACACCUUGACAGUGCUCAGCUGGAGUGUUAUAGAAUACCGUGCAAAGUACCAGGCUAUCAAGGAAUAUGACCACGUAAGGGAACUCAUCAAAUGGGGCACAGACUACCUUUUCAAGACAUUCAAUUACACUGUGAACACCACCGACGUUGAAUACAUAUUCGCCCAGGUGGGCACUGGUGGUUCAAAUGGCACUGCACAACAACCAAAUGAUCACUACUGUUGGGAGAGACCGGAAACCAUGGACUAUCCACGACCUGCAUACGCCGUAGACAGGGGAUCUGAUCUGGGUGCAGAAAUGGCAGCCGCUAUGGCAGCUGCCUCCAUAGUUUUCAGGGAUGACCAAGCUUAUUCGGAAAAGCUUGUUGCAGCUUCUAGGAAUCUUUUGAAGUUUGCUGAAGACAAUGGCAAGCGAGGACGUUAUGUUAAAUCACUUCCAGAUCAGGCCGCACUGUACAACACGUCAGCAUAUUACGAUGAUUUCUUGUGGGCUGGAUCAUGGGUGUACUUUGCCACUGGGAAUUGGACGUAUCUCACGCGAGUAACGAACGCAGAGCUUGCCAGAAACGCUGGUGCAGACGGUGGAGGACCGUUCUAUGGAGUUUUCAGCUGGGACAGCAAACUUCUCGGUGCUCAGCUGCUCAUGACUCGACUGCGUCUCAUGCACACUCCGCCAUACCCCUAUGAGGAUCUGCUGAAGCAGUACAACAACCAAACCAACUACGUCAUGUGUUCCUACUUACCGAUGUAUAAGAAAUUCAAGAGAACGCCAGGUGGUUUGACUUUAUUCAACAAUGGAAAGCCCGCGCCCCUCCAGUACACGGCGAACGCUGCAUUCUUAGCUGCAUUGUAUGCUGACUACAUGACCACUGCCGACAUACCCGGAUGGCCAUGUGAUACUCGAUGGAUCGAAUCUGAGGCCUUGCGGAAUUUCUCGCGAUCACAGAUUGACUACAUCUUGGGAAACAACCCUGCUCGAAUGAGCUACGUGGUUGGAUUUGGCACGAGGUAUCCUACACAAGUACACCACAGAGCUGCGUCCAUCCCUCUGGAUAAGAAUAAGUACACUUGCAAAGGUGGUUAUAAGUUCAGGGAUUCGAAAAGCCCCAACAAGUACGUUAUCAAUGGAGCUAUGGUGGGAGGUCCAAACAAGAAUGACAAGUUUUAUGACCUGCGAAACAAUUAUACUUACACGGAACCCACGAUUUCUGGAAACGCGGGUUUGGUAGGGGCACUUGUCGCCUUGUCAGAGGCCAUACCAGACAGUGGUGUGGAUAGAAAUAGCCUCUUCACCAAUCUUCCUCCCAUGUAUAUUCCCUCUCCUCCCCCUCCUGCACCAUACUUCCCGUAAGUGCAUACUAUGAACUCGGUCUCCGGCGAGAGAACAUAUGUUUUGCAGUGAACACAAGGUUGUCACUUUUCUUCUUCACAUGGUUGCCGUUGUGAGCUGUGUUUUCUGGUCAAGAAGACAUGUUCUGUGGUCUGAACAGACAAAAAAGGAGUCUCCCAAUUUUUGGAGGUAUCUGGCCUUGUAACAUACAGUUGAGCUGCUAUAAUCCUUAUUUUUAUCCACCUCAUUCUGUUUGGAUUUAGUCAUUCCUGUGGAUCCACUAUCUGAGGAAUUCUCUUAGUGUAGGUACUCUGGUCUUCCCGGGAUGUGGAUUGCCACCCGAUUUGUUACGGAUGCACCGAUAGAAGUACACGAGUAUCAUAUCUCGGUGGAGGUAUUGAUAUUGCCGAACUUGCACGUGCUGGUAACCGUCAACAUUGUAAAGAGCAUUUGGGCAUCUGGUGAGCUACUAGAGCGGUGUUGUUGUCUCACGUCGUAGCUCAAGCUAGGAAUGUACAGUACUCCACGCGCAUUAUGUCAACCAUGUAGCAGUAGUGUUUGAGCGGGCCGUUGAAAAUUAUGUCGCGAAUCACGCCACUGAAAGGGGUGGACAUUCAGUUACGGGACGAUCUUUCCGAUUAAUUUGGAAUUCAAAAAAAAUAUUAGCCGAUAUUUACAGACAUUCACCAAUUUCCAAGUAAGUGUCUAUGCUGUAGGCAUCCUCAUCUUUGCCUGUACUGUAUGCCUAAUGCUGGAAAGAUUCACAAGGAGUGAGUUCAUUUCUGUAGAUUCUGACGAAUUUUUUUCCGAGCGCCUAUUUCGCUACACUCAACCGCGCCCAUGAUAGGGAUGAACUACUAUUCUACAAAGUAUGCCAGAUUCUUCGGACGAAAGUGUCCGGCUCCGUGUGGAAACAGAUUCCUUAGCAAAUUAGUUAUUGAAAAAAAGCUCGAGUAACGUGACGACACGAGUGUCCGAACACAAAACUAUAGAAACCCACACGGUAG